AUGACCCUGGCCGCUCUGGCUUAUGAGCGCUACAUCCGGGUGGUGCAUGCUCAGGUGGUGGACUUCCCGUGGGCGUGGCGAGCCAUCGGCCACAUCUGGCUCUACUCUGCGGUCUGGACCGGGGCCCCGCUGAUGGGAUGGAACCGCUACACGCUGGAGGUGCACCGCCUCGGCUGCUCCCUGGACUGGGCCUCCAAAGACCCCAACGACGCCUCCUUCAUCCUGCUCUUCCUCCUCGCCUGCUUCUUUGUGCCGGUGGGAAUCAUGAUCUACUGCUACGGAAACAUCCUCUAUACUGUGAAAAUGCUUCGCUCCAUCGAGGACCUGCAGACGGUGCAGGUGGUUAAGCUGCUGCGCUACGAGAAGAAGGUGGCGGUGAUGUUCUUGCUGAUGAUCGGCUGCUUCCUGAUCUGUUGGACGCCGUACGCCGUGGUGUCGAUGCUGGAAGCCUUCGGACGCCACCGGAACAUGGUCUCGCCCACCGCCGCCAUCAUCCCCUCCUUCUUCGCCAAGUCCAGCACGGCCUACAACCCCCUCAUCUACGUCUUCAUGAGCCGCAAGUUCCGCCGCUGCCUGCUGCAGCUGCUGUGCUUGCGCCUGUCCGAGCUGCAGCGCGGGUUGAAAGAGCGCCCCCUGGAGCCCGUGGAGCGGCCCAUCAGGCCCAUCUACGUCCCGGACAGCAGCUGUGGCCCGCGGGACCGGCCCAAGAAGCGGGUCACCUUCAACUCCUCCUCCAUCGUCUUCAUCAUCACCAACGACCACCUGCAGCAGCUCGGCGCCCCCUCCAGGACAAGCAGCGACUCACAGGUCAACGUGAUCCAAGUGAGACCUCUGUGA
Molecule: messenger RNA, 837 nt
Organism: Knipowitschia caucasica
Lineage: Eukaryota; Metazoa; Chordata; Actinopteri; Gobiiformes; Gobiidae
Source: the annotation of a GenBank genome assembly